AUGUCACCGAGCAUGAGCGAGGGGAGAGGUCAUGUGACUGAGAGGAUACUGAGCCUGACCCUGGAAAUCAUCUACCUGCUGACCGGAGAGCAUUACAGACCUGUUAAGGAGCAGAUGGUGGUCACCAGUGGAUGGACAGAGAAGGCUUCGCCUUCCUCCCUAACAAAUGAGAGCUACAAGGACAAGAAGAUUCUAGAAAUCACAAAGGAGAUCAUUGAGCUGCUGACCAUUGAUAUGGAUAUGGAGAAGGACAUCACAAUGGAUAAUCAGAAGCCCCUCCCAUCUUCAGAUUUAGAUCCUGGAGGAUCUAAGCUCGACAUUUCUCCAUCGCAAAACCAUGUCGUUGAAGAUCCUGGAGCCAUUAGUCCCUCAUCUUCCAGAUCCUCCUCACCGGAGGAGCAAAGCAUGAGCCACACUUCAGAUGAAAAAACUUUGACUACAUGGGAAGGACUAGAAGAACAUCCUAAGCUCUCCAAGCCAACUAGCCACACUUCCGACACAUCCGACUCACCUACCCAUGUCAAAGAGGAGAGCACCUCAUGUAGAGAACAACACCCCCAACAGACAGAGAACUCUACACCCGAACAUCCUCCACCAUAUUCAUUUAGGUGUAUUAAGGAGGAACCCAGCUCAUGCGAUGAGCAUCAAGCGAGUCGUGACCCUUCUCCACCUGGAGACCACAUGCAGUGUGACCAAGUUAAGGAAGAAGAAACGGACCACAUUGAGUAUACGUCUUUCGUUAUUAAAGAUGAAAGCCUUCCAUGCAGCACCACCUGCUCCCAGUGUCAUAUGUACUUUCCGGAUGAUGACAGCUUUCUUAAACACCAGGAAAUGCACUCUAAAAACAAGCCGCUUUCCGAGUCCGGCAAACCGCCUGCCGGAGAAAAACCGUUCUCCUGCCCCCUAUGCGGGAAGAACUUUGGAGAGAAAGGGUUACUCCGCCGCCACCAGAAGGUCCACUCUGGGGAGAAGCCGUUUUCCUGCACGUACUGCGGCAAAUGUUUCGCCUGGAAGUCCAACCUCACGGUCCACGUCAUGAGCCACACGGGACAGAAGCCGUACAGCUGUAACGAGUGCGGCAAAUGCUUCAUUGCCAAAUCGCACGUGGUAGAGCACAAGAGGAGCCACACACAUGAGAAGCCAUAUCCGUGCCCGGAGUGCGGGAAAUGCUUUGUCAGCAAGUCCCAAAUGGUGAAACACCAGAGGAAGCACAGUGGCCACCGGGCAUUCCUCUGCUCCGACUGCGGGAAAAGCUUCACCGACAAGUCGGUACUGAUCAUCCACCAGCGGACUCAUACCGGCGAGAAGCCGUACGCUUGUUCUGUAUGCGGGAAAUGCUUCACCACGACCACCAACCUUCUGGUUCAUGAGAGGAUUCACUCAGGAGAGAAGCCCUAUUCGUGUUCAGAGUGCGAGCGAUCGUUCAUCCAUAAGUCGGACCUCAUGAAGCACCAGAAGAUCCACACCGGGGAAAAGGCCUUUGCCUGCUCGGUGUGCGGGAAAUGUUUUAGGGUCAAGUCGGGAUUGACAAGGCAUGAGAAGACCCACACUGGGGAAAAGCCCUUCUGCUGCGCAAUAUGUGGCAAACGCUUCACCUGCAAGUCCCACCUCCUGUCCCACCACCGCGUGCACACCGGUGAGAAACCUUUCCCCUGCAACGAGUGUGAAAAAUGGUUUACCAGCAACUCGGACCUCGUCCGGCACCAGCGCAUCCAUACGGGGGAGAGACCCUACGCUUGUAGCGAAUGCGGCAAACGCUUCACCUUCCAGUCU
This is a messenger RNA of Staurois parvus, 1773 nucleotides long. NCBI's taxonomy places the organism in Eukaryota, Metazoa, Chordata, Amphibia, Anura, Ranidae. The record is from the annotation of a GenBank genome assembly.